Molecule: messenger RNA, 822 nt
Organism: Cuscuta epithymum
Lineage: Eukaryota; Viridiplantae; Streptophyta; Magnoliopsida; Solanales; Convolvulaceae
Source: the annotation of a GenBank genome assembly
CUCUAACUGACUUAAAAUACAAGCAGGAGGAGUAUACAAAAUAGUAAAGCCGUCCGACAUAGAACGAGCCGCCCUAGCUAGACUAUGAGCCGCAUCAUUCGCGGAUCUUCUGCAGUGAUUGACUUCAAUCCUAGCUUCAUUACAGAAGAAUUAGUCUUAUGUCUUCCAAAACACUGUCAAAAUAAGAGUCACCAACACGAUCCAUCAAACCUGUCACCACCAUGAGGGAGUCUGACUCCACCUGAACGAUUGCCUUGGUCUUGAUGAAGUGCUGCAUCCACGUUUAUACCUUGACAAUACCCGGAGUCGGCUUCUUCCAGCAAGGUCUAUCCUCCCAUGUACUAGCUGCUCUUGUUGGCUGUAACUGGGUCGCCCUCCACGCUCGCAAAACAGCUGCACCUAUCUCCAGCAACUGUCUCCAAUCGCCUGAGCUAUUCUUCCAAACGCGGUCAUUUCUGAUCUUCCAAAUGCUCCAGAGUGUCACCACAAAGCUACAAAGAUCGUUCACCUGCAAAUUAUCAAAAAAAACAUUUGACCCAAUCAAUCAACUCGUUUCCUUGUCUGAUGAAGCGAGGACCAAGCUUCUGCCAGACCGCCUUGGCCACUUCACAGUUCACAGUGGUAGAAAAGGUGUGAUGUUAAUAUAGUUAUAGUAGAGCUAGUCUAGCACGAAUUAUGCUCACGAGCGGAAAGAGAGAUUCACAUCAUGGAUUUCGCGAGAAAGCAGUCUGCGGACUCCUUAGACAAGAGCAUAAGCAUAGAUCAGGCCAUUUCCCACCACCUCACGAGCCCAAGUAAACGAAAGUGUAUGUGCACUAGCUG